Verruconis gallopava is the source of this 1643-nucleotide messenger RNA. RefSeq lists its product as uncharacterized. NCBI's taxonomy places the organism in Eukaryota, Fungi, Ascomycota, Dothideomycetes, Venturiales, Sympoventuriaceae. The coding region runs from base 235 to 1554 and encodes 439 amino acids. The record is from RefSeq and is a predicted model, not a curated record. The transcript is spliced from 2 exons.
GUAUUGGAAUCAAUCGCUUCUUCUAUCUUCUUAUCGUCUCAUGAUGUUUGUAGCAAGAACAAUUUGGAAAACGGUUUAAUUUCCUCCGUCGCGUUUCAACGCUCCUUCUGCCACACUUCAUCUCGGAAACAUCGAACCUGCCAGACACUACCAAGUCGUAUAUUAAUGGGCAUCGUCUAGCUAUGAGCUAGAUCCAAGAUUAGAGAGCAGAGUUCGCGACUGAGAAAUGAAUGAAUGGACCUCGAAACGAAAGAUAGAAGCACAUGGCAGCGAUGUCAUCGAAUUGCGCGUGAUCUCUACCUCUAUAAGCCUCCUCCGGACACGACCCCUUUUACUUACGAACCACUUGAUACAUCUCGUCGACAAAUACGGCUAUUUCGACUAGGUACACCCGUACAUGGUAUUCUGACAGGAGAGCUUCGCCAUGUCGACUUGGACAAUCAUGAAGCGGACGAUAUCAAUUAUUGGGCGUUAUCCUAUACGUGGGGUUCGUCAAACGAGACAGAAUUAAUCAUGAUUAAUGGAAAGCCUUUCCGAGUCCGUAGUAACCUGUUCGACUUCUUAGAGAUAGUCAGCGAGAAGCGCUGGGACGCAUUUACAAGGGAUCUCUGGAUCGAUCAACUGUGCAUUGAUCAGAGCACGAUAUCCGAACGCAAUCACCAAGUGUUGCUGAUGGCAGACAUAUAUCAUUCAGCGUCCAUGGUUGUUGUCUGGCUCGGAGUGUCGAGCAACACGGCACACAAUUUCAUACUGCAAGCCCAGUGGCUUUCGCAACCUGGUCGCAAACUGCAGGAUUGGGUAAAAUCCGAGACGACCUUUUCCGGGGAGACACUGUACACCCUUAAACCGAACCCCAAAGUCGCCACGUUCUUCGAGCACGAGUACUGGUCGAGACUGUGGAUCGUACAAGAGCUCAUCCUCGCCCACGACAUCACCGUCUACACCGGUGUCGACAGGAUUUCGUGGACUGAUCUGACAAGGUUCGUGAACGACGUGCGAGAGAUACGCGACUUGAAUCCUGGGAAGGUAUUUCAUGAUUUUGGACAGCACCACGUGCCCCCUCACGCAGACUUCCUGUUGAGCAUGGCCAUGACCGGGCGCAACAGUACCUCUUUGUUUCAAGCCGUGCAGCGGCUUCAUUACAAUCGAUGCUACGAUGCAAGAGACAAGAUCUACGGUCUUAUGGCAAUCGUCAGCUCUGACGCCGGCAUAGUUGUUGAUUACAGCAAGACGGCUGCCGAGGUUUUCCUCGACGCCGUGCAAGUCGUCAUGAAGGAAAUUACCAUCGAAUCCGAAACUGCGCCGUGUACCCUGAGGAUCAUACAGAAUGUGGAGGACCGCUUGUCUACACUGUGCUACGCCUCGAUGAAGGAAAUGCUUCCAGCGGACCUCAUUGGCGGCAGCGUGCGGGCGCGCAUGAAGCUAUUCCAGAGUAUGGUGGGAGAGCACGGACGAGCAGAAUGGUUUCAGGCUUUGCGUAACGGAGAGCUCUCGCAAUGGGCUCGUAAGCGGUUUGAGGGCUUCCUGAUAGAACAGAAGGAAGUCGCAACAUGAUACUGAUAAUCUGAAGAGUAGUUUAUGAUAGCCAAUGCGUUAUUUACAACAUCAUGAUGAGCCUAAAGAUCUGCUUGCAAACAUCUGCC